AUGGCGUCUUCUUCUGACCCGUGGAUGCGAGAACUCAGUGACGCAUCAAAACUCGCGGAUGAAGUCCGCGAUAUGAUUUCUCAAAGGAGCUCAUUGCUGCCCUCCGGACCACAAACGCAACGUCAUAUGUCUACAGCUCGGAGAAAGAUGACAAUACUGAGAACAAAGCUCGAGACUUUGCAAUCACUUUUGUCUAAGCUCCCCAGCAAGCAGAUACUAUCGGCAAAGGAGACAAAUCGACGCCGAGAUAUGCUCGAUAAACUGAGUGUUCAAGCAGGCGAGAUGGCUCCUACUCUCAACAUGUCAAUGUCUGCUGAUAGAGAUAACUUGUUUGGGCUCAACAGAAAACAGGAUGAUAUGAUGAAGAAAGCAAACGACUUGGACAACCAUGGUCUUGUUAGCUUUCAAAGACAAAUCAUCAAAGAACAAGAUGAAGACUUUGCACAGUUAGAGGAGACAGUGGUUAGUACAAAACACAUUGCAUUGGCAGUGAAUGAAGAGCUUGACCUACAAACCAGACUUCUGGAUAACUUGGAUGAGCAUGUGGAUUCAACGAAUUCACGCCUACAGAGAGUUCAGAGGAAAUUGGCUGUGCUCAACAGAAAGACCAAAGGCGGGUGUUCUUGUUUAAUCCUAAUGGUCAUUGCUAUUGUGAUUUUGAUAAUUUUAAUAUGUGCACUGAUCAAAUAUUUGUAA
Molecule: messenger RNA, 696 nt
Organism: Morus notabilis
Lineage: Eukaryota; Viridiplantae; Streptophyta; Magnoliopsida; Rosales; Moraceae
Product: syntaxin-52
Exons: 5
Coding region: 1-696 (231 amino acids)
Biological process (GO): intracellular protein transport; vesicle fusion
Cellular component (GO): endomembrane system; SNARE complex
Molecular function (GO): SNARE binding; SNAP receptor activity
Source: RefSeq, a predicted model, not a curated record